AUGUCUCGCGGCUUACCUACCACACAAAUCGAUGCCGAAGAUGGGCUCGCACCCCCAGUAUCAUCCGAUGGUUCGAGGGAUAAGGAGAAAGUUCUGGAUCAACGGCAAUCGGCCGCAUCAUUCCAAGAACAAGAGAACAGUCCUACAGAACAACCUGAACAGCUCAAGAGGCACCUGCAAGGCCGCCAUGUACAAAUGAUUGCUAUUGGUGGUGCUAUUGGAGCUGGCCUUUUCGUGGGUGCCGGAUCUGCCUUGUCAGUCGGAGGGCCAGCAUCUCUGCUUAUAUCCUUUAUUAUUGUUGGCAUCAUGAUGUAUCUCAUGAUGCAAGCUUUGACUGAGCUGGCCGUUCUCUAUCCCGUAAACGGCGCUUUUUACACUUAUAUAGUGCGUUUCAUUGAUCCAUCGUGGGGCUUUGCAAUAGGCGCAGAAUAUGCGUUUCAAUGGCUUUGUCUUCUUCCAUUUGAGAUAACGGCGGCUGGAAUCACGAUUUCAUUUUGGAGAGACGACAUCAAUAUCGGUGUCUGGAUUGCUGUGUUCCUUGUCACGGUGUCUCUGAUACAAUUGUUCGGAGUUCGUGGAUAUGGCGAAGCUGAGUUUGUCUUGAGCAUGAUCAAAAUGGUAGCAUGCAUGGGCUUCAUCAUUCUCGGAAUUAUCAUCAACUGUGGGGGUGUGCCAACCGACGACCGUGGCUAUAUCGGAGCUCGGUACUGGCAUGACCCUGGCGCUUUCCGUAACGGCUUUAAAGGGUUCUGUUCAGUCUUUGUGACAGCCUCAUUUGCCUUCGGUGGCACGGAGAUGACCGGACUUGCCGCAGCGGAAACGGCAGAUCCACAAAAGCAAAUCCCCAAGGCAGCGAAACAAGUCUUCUUCCGCAUUGCCUUCUUUUACGUCGUGAAUCUCUUCAUUUUGGGUCUCAUCGUCCCAAGCGACAGCGAUGUACUACUCGGUUCCAGUGGCGCAAACACCAAAGCAUCGCCGUUUGUUCUCGCCAUCGAAUUAGCAGGAAUCAAGGUUCUCCCUACGAUUUUCAAUGUUGUCAUCACCAUAUCGGUUCUAAGCGUGGCAAAUUCUGCCAUGUAUGCAUCGACACGCACGUUUCAGGCCAUGGCUAUGUAUAAAAUGAUGCCCAGCUCUUUCGGCUAUGUAGAUAGCCACGGCAGACCGGUCGUGACCAUCGUCUUGCAAAUUCUCUUUGGCUUGCUCGCUUUUAUCAACGAGAAAACAUCAAGCGGUGAAGUUUUAUUCUCGUGGCUUUUGGCACUUACUGGCGUUUCAUGGUACUUCAUCUAUGGGAGCAUAUGCGUUGCACACAUUCGUUUUAGAAGUGCGUGGAAGUUCAACGGUCACACACCGAAAGAGUUACCUCACCAAGCAACAUUUGGAGUGUGGGGAAGUUAUGUUGGGGUUUUUCUGAACUUCAUUUGCCUUUGUGCACAAAUAUAUACAGCUCUAUGGCCUCCGAGCGGAGCGAGUCCCAACGCAAAAACAUUCUUCAAUGCGUGUCUUGCCCUGCUAGUCAUUUUGGUUCUGUACAUAUUCUGGAAAGUUUACAGUUGGUUCAAGCACCCUGAGCACAGGCCCAUGUACGUUAAGAUCAAGGACAUUGACGUGUAUGAGGGGUUGCGAGAUGGAUGGAAUGCUGGAUCAGCUGUCGAAGAGACGCAGCAGAAGAAGGGCAAAGUCAUGCGACUGCUGUCAUGUUAG
Trichoderma breve is the source of this 1704-nucleotide messenger RNA. Its product is annotated as amino acid permease domain-containing protein. Gene Ontology annotation, cellular component: membrane. The transcript has 8 exons. Bases 1 to 1704 code for a protein of 567 amino acids. Gene Ontology annotation, molecular function: amino acid transmembrane transporter activity. The record is from RefSeq and is a predicted model, not a curated record. Lineage: Eukaryota; Fungi; Ascomycota; Sordariomycetes; Hypocreales; Hypocreaceae. Gene Ontology annotation, biological process: amino acid transmembrane transport.